Messenger RNA from Melospiza georgiana, 544 nucleotides. RefSeq names its product chromosome 9 C1orf146 homolog (gene C9H1orf146). The record is from RefSeq and is a predicted model, not a curated record. Gene Ontology annotation, cellular component: chromosome. The coding region runs from base 1 to 531 and encodes 176 amino acids. The transcript is spliced from 5 exons. NCBI's taxonomy places the organism in Eukaryota, Metazoa, Chordata, Aves, Passeriformes, Passerellidae. Gene Ontology annotation, biological process: synaptonemal complex assembly; reciprocal meiotic recombination.
AUGGCAGAAAGCUGUGGGCAGGAGCAGACAAGGUGGAUAACGACGGUCAUUAUGAGCACAGCUCUGCAGGAUCAUGAAAUUUCUACAGUUCUGCAGAGGCAACAACACCGAGUUCGAUAUUCAGAAUCAGUGGAAACUGGAUCUGUGAUUUUUCCUCUUUCUGGCAUUGCAUUUAUUCUGUCAGACACUCAAGACUUGCUCAGGACAGGGGAAGAAGAGUUUUCCAAAAGAAUUCAGAAGUUCAUAAACAUCCAUCGGAACAGCUUUUUGCUUUUGUUAGCUGCUCUUCAUGGACCAGAAGAAUGGAGUGUUAUGUUCAGGAUUCAGAGAAGAUUCCUGGGCAGCAAUUUACGUGUAAUACCAGUUCAUAAUCCUGCUGAAACUGUUAAAUUAAUGCUAACUAUGGCUAAGGUAACUUCCAAGCCACAAGCAGAUGAUACUCGUUGCAAAAUAGAAAUGACAAAAGCCCAAAUAAUAGAAAAAAGUCCAGUUUGGAAGAUGCUUCAGGAGUACCAAUCGCACCGUAAUUAACUUAAUAUUUGGG